GAGAGAUCGCAGGAGACACAUCCUUCUCCCUUUACCUCUGGCCGCCGCCGCUCUCGUUCAUCAACAAACUCGCCGCCGCUUUGCUCCGCGCCUCCGCCGCUCCGCCCCUCCCUCCCCUCCUGCAGCUCUGCCUCUUCCGCAUCCUGUUCUGGCGCCCUCCCCUCUCUCAGCCGGAUCAAUCUUUCUCCGGCAGAUUGGACGGCACGGCGCCACCCCCAAAUCCGCCGCUCCGUUUCCAGGGGUUUGCGGAGGUUGCGGAGAAGAAGCAGUCAAAUCCUGCAAUGAACCAAGAGAACGUUCCUGGUAACACGUGGCAAAAUCUUGCUGCCACAGCCGUAGCGAUGAGCGGCGCCGCCGAGCAAGGCAGUGGCAACUCCGUCUGGCCGCCCCAUAACCUGCCUGCACCAAUGCUGACCGGAAGGCCACUACCUCAUACGCCCACUCUAGUUCCUGCCCUGCCCGGCAUCGCAGGAGAUUCUGAAGAUGAUGUUUCUAUUGAGCUUGCUCCAAGGGAUUUCUUGUCACUUGGAAGGGACUCGGAUGUUGCUGCCAAUGACAGGGCCAUAGAUCCUUCGACAGUACUAGCAGUUUCAGUUAAUUGCAGUUCUGAACACACACCAAUACAUCUUCAGCCAAAUGGUUUAGAUGCAGAAGCACUAUUCCAAGUAGAUGAUAGCCAACAAUCAUCAUCAUCAGCAGCAGAUCUCUCUGAUAGGCACAGUAAAUUACAAUCAGCUAUUCCUUCAAAUACUAAUAAUGAAUUGGCUUCACUGCUUGCUGAAGGUGUAACUGAUCAGAACAUGCAAACGUAUCAGCAGACACGAGAAAAGCUCAAGACCCAAAGCCAACUGAACGAUCACACACCUCUGUCAGCAGCAGCAGCUGCUGCAUUCAAGGAAAAUGAGGAGGCCCCUGCAGGAAAACUGAAGCCCCGGAGGAAGAAACAUAGAGCCAAGGUAAUACGCGAAGACAAGCAAAUCAAGAAGCAAAAGCCUGCUGUUACAACACCAGAAGGAAAACCACCAAAUCAGAAAGCCAAGAGAAGUUAUGUUCGGAAGAAAAGGAAUCUCAGCUCUCUGGAGAAUUGCUCGGGACCUGUUAGCGACCAAUCAGUCUCUAGGGGAGCAGAAGAUGCUGCUAGAAGCAGAGCUGCAUCAGUCCGAAGAAGGUUGCAGUCCGAACUUUGUGAACAGGGAGUGCUGAGAGGCAAAUCAUUAGCUGGCAACUCAUGCCACCACGUUGAGGAAAUACUCAUUCAUGCUAAAAGCUCUUUCUGUUCAACCGCCACUGUAUCAACUGCGCAGGGUGCACAUGGACUGCAUCUGGACAUGGAAAAUUCACCAGGAGGAUUAGCUUUUGGCAUGAUUUGCGAGAUGAACAAAUUGUUAGAUGAGUACAUACAUUUGCCAGAGAUGGCAAUAAACUGUACACAAGAAGUUUCACCUGCAACUUCUGGAUGUUUUAGCAGAGAGCCACCAAGAAAACAAGACAGUGUAGGAAGCACUCAUAGUCUUGAUGCCACAAGGAUUGGGGUUACCAUACUGGAAGGGAACAACAAGGACUUGGAGGUGAACGACUCUAAGAAAGCUGGUUUUUCUAUGCGUCGCUCAGCUACGUCUGUACGUGAAACAACAUCCACAGAAUUUCAGAUGACUAAGGUGUCGAGAGUGGAGAAAAAGAAGGAUCAACAACGUAGAGAGAGCAAGUCCCCUCUAGCCGGCUCACGGGACUCGAUCAUCUUAAGGACUGCCGCUCAGAUGCUAGGAUUUUGUCAAGCUGGUGGGAUAAAAAAGAAGCGAACGGUCCGAGUCCGCAGGAUUUCGUAUGUUCCUAUAAUGAAUGUUGAGAUGAAUAGGGCAAAAGUAUCGCCACGAUUAUCAUCUCAGUCAUGCCUGGAGGCCCUGUAUGGAAGACCCAGUUUUAAACCUUUUACCAAGAAACGUUCACGAAGGGUACGAUGUCAUUACCGCAGAUCAGAGGGAAAUUUUCAGCCUCCGAAUAAUAAAAAUUUCUACCAUGAUAUUUAUUAUGAAGCAACAGGAAAAAGGUCACACAACUCACGAUAUACAUCAACUACAUAUAUGGAUUUCCUUCAAGGAGUUGCAUCAGGGCUGAAAUAUCUUGAUUUGAACACCGAGCCUGUACAUACAAAUGAGAUGUAUCCAUCCUUGACCACAUCCGCUGUUGUCCCUUAUGGAGAAACAGGUAGUCUAUCAAAUUCUCUUGUACCAUUUGAUAGUCAGAUGAUCUUCCCAUAUGAGUGGCCGUUGGAUUUAGUCAAGAAGCAGCGCCCUCGAGCUAAAGUUGACUUGGAUUUUGAGACAACUAGAGUUUGGAACCUCUUGAUGGGGAAAGCAACUGAUGAGCCUGUAGAUGGGAAUGAUGUUGAGAAAGAGAGAUGGUGGCAACAAGAAAGAAAAGUUUUUCAAGGCCGUGCUAAUUCAUUUGUAGAAUGCAUGCGACUAGUUCAAGGCGACAGGCACUUUUCUCCAUGGAAAGGAUCAGUAGUUGACUCCGUAGUAGGGGUUUUCCUCACUCAGAAUGUGUCUGACCAUCUUUCCAGCUCUGCGUAUAUGUCACUUGCUGCAAAUUUUCCUCCAAGGACAGUUAAUAGAAAUUGUAAGGAUGAUAUUAUCAGUCAAGACGAUGAGGAAAUAGUUAGCACGGUUGCAGUAGGAGGGGUAAGAAUCUUUGACUUUUUUGACAACGGUGCAAGACCAGAUCUACGAGAGAACUUUGAGCUGUCAAUAACCAAUGAGAAGAUACAUGUAGAAACAAAGAACAAUGCUAGUGCUUAUGAGUUGACUAAAGGUGAAAAUUAUUCCUUCAACUCCAAAGAAGCAAAUGCAGAUUUAUGCGACCACCAAGAGGCAGAAGUUGAUCCCAAAGCACAACAAUUUCCAGAUUUCUCCAUCGAAUUAAUAACAUCAGAAAAAAGCUCACGAGCGAUACAGUUCCAGAAGGAUAUGCCAUCUUCUAAAAGUGUUAUAAUUUCGGAAACUAUUCUUCAGUCAGAAUUAUCGAGUUCUGGGGAUAAUCCUUCACAUAACAGUUCUGUUGGUAGUGUCGGUGGUGCAGCUUCUCAGCAGCUGGGAAGCAAUUUCGAUUCAUUAGCAGGAAAUGAUGCCUCAACCAAGGAACUUGAAUGCCAAAGAAUCAAAACAACAACAGUAAAUGAUGAUGGUGCAAGUCAGCAUGGAAUUCCCUCUACUUUUGAAGCAUCAGAUUUCCAGGAGCAUGAAUCACUCUCUAUCACUGGUGGAACGAUAGCAGAAACAGCAAACACGGUGGAUGAAUCUACUGUCAAAUCUGGUUUUCCUUUCUAUAAUGGAGGACCAGAUAAAGAAGCAAGACCAAAGAAAACAAGAACCACAAGGAAAGAAAAAACUGAAAACUUCGAUUGGGAUAAACUUCGAAGACAGGCUUGUGCUGAUGGCCACAUGAAAGAAAGAAAGUCUGAAAGAAGAGACUCUGUUGAUUGGGAAGCAGUACGGUGUGCAGAUGUACGAGCAAUUUCUAGCGCCAUCCGGGGACGAGGAAUAAACAAUGUUUUGGCAGAGCGAAUCCAGGAGUUCCUGAAUCGAAUGGUCAGAGAUCAUGGAACCAUUGAUCUGGAGUGGUUAAGAGAUACCCCCCCUGACUCAGCAAAGGAUUAUUUGCUUAGCAUACGUGGACUGGGGCUCAAAAGUGUUGAAUGUGUUCGUCUACUGACAUUACAUCAACUCGCAUUCCCUGUUGACACCAAUGUUGGCCGCAUAUGUGUAAGACUGGGAUGGGUUCCUAUUCAACCCCUUCCUGAAUCUCUACAACUACAUCUCCUCGAGCUAUAUCCUGUCUUGGAGACUGUACAAAAGUACCUUUGGCCUCGUCUAUGUAAACUUGAUCAAAAAACACUGUACGAGCUACAUUAUCAUAUGAUCACUUUUGGAAAGGUGUUCUGUACUAAAACAAAGCCAAAUUGCAAUGCUUGUCCAAUGAGAGGUGAUUGUAGGCAUUUCGCAAGUGCCUUCGCGAGUGCACGGCUUGCACUUCCUGCACCUCAGGAGAAAAGCUUGGUGAAUCCGAGCAAUCAAUUCAGUUUUCAGAGCGGUAGCAUGCCCACUCCGAACUCAACUGUGCUUCCUCAGCUUGAGGAAAGUACCCGUGGAAAGGUUUUUCACACUAACAAUUCAGAGCCGAUUAUUGAGGAGCCAACAAGUCCAGCACGGGAAGAACUUCCAGAAACUUGGGAAAAUGACAUUGAAGAUUAUGAUCCAGAUGAAAUCCCACUAAUUAAGCUUAACAUGGAAGCUUUUGCUCACAACUUGGAAAAUUGUAUUAAAGAAAGCAAUAUGGAUCUCCAGUCUGAUGAUAUCGAGAAAGCACUUGUUGCUAUUAGCACUGAAGCAGCUUCAAUUCCUGUCCCUAAACUAAAGAACGUGAGCAGGCUUCGGACAGAACACUAUGUUUACGAGAUUCCAGAUUCACACUCCCUUGUGCAACAGCUUGGACUCCAUCAACGGGAAGACGGCGAUCCAAGCCCUUACCUAUUGACCAUAUGGAUGCAAGAUGACAUAAAUGCAAUGAUCAAGGCCCCCAAACCAUGUUCUGACUUUCGAAGGGAAGAUGGAUUUUGUAAUAAUGAGAAGUGUCAGCACUGUGUGCUUGAGCGGGAAAACCAAUCUAGAUAUGUCAGAGCCACGAUUCUGGUUCCAUGUCGAACAGGUACGAAGGGUACUUUCCCACUGAACGGCACUUAUUUUCAAGUUAAUGAGGUAUUUGCUGACCAUAAAUCUAGCUAUGAUCCCAUAUACGUUGUAAGGAAGGACUUAUGGCCCUUGGAAAGACGUAUGGUCUACUUUGGGACUUCGGUGUCUUCUAUAUUCAAAGGUCUAACAACUGAAGAAAUACAGCAGUGCUUCUGGAAAGGAUUUGUGUGCGUGCGGGGAUUCGAGAGGGAAACCGGGGCACCAAGGCCCCUAUGCCAACAUCUGCACGUCGUGGCAAGCAAAGUGCCCAGACGACGCAACACAACAGCAGCAGCAGCAGCAGAGCAGAAGUCGGAUUCAGCAAAGGCAUCAGCUUCAUAAGUAUCAUAACCCCGGUAGUUCUCGAUCUGCGCAUGGGCCGUAUUAGUUAAUUCCUGUCGGAUGAACCAUGCUGGACAUGCUGGACGGUCAGGUGAUGGGUGUGACACCCAUGCCGAAUCUUCAACAAUGUCAUCAAGCUGCUGGAAGGUAUUAGCCUAUGCGAAGUAGUAGAUCAUAACCCGAAAAGCUCCUUUGGUGCACGGCGUCCAUUGAUUGUCAAGUAUUAGAACGAUGUCCAGCCACGGCAACGCAGACGGAGAGCCACCCCCCAAGAUGUAACGAGCCCAAUAUCUGGCAGAGAAGAAGAAUCUGUCAGGAUCACGCUAGCAGAUGCAACUCUUACUUCUCACAUAUCUAUUCAGAAGUUUUGUUGUGUGGUAUCCCAGUUUAGUAACUUCAAGCGCCGUCUUGUUUCUGAAACAGGUUUCGGAGGGCUGAUGCAUUUAAAAAUUACACACAAACUGAAUUUGAAAUUCAGCUCUUCAUUGAUUGUCAGAGUAGAUCCAGAACAAUGAUUAUUAGAAUUGGAUCAAUCAAAGAAAAUUCCAAUCACAGACCAAGAAGUAAACGAUGCAUUUAAAAAUUCAGCUCUCCAUUGAUGGUUUCGGAGGGCUGAUGCAUUUAAAAAUUACACACAAACUGAAUUUGAAAUUCAGCUCUUCAUUGAUGGUCAGAGUAGAUCCAGAACAAUGCUUAUUAGAAUUGGAUCAAUCAAAGAAAAUUCCAAUCACAGACCAAGAAGUAAACGAUGCAUUUGGUUUGCCCCAAGGAAGUAGGGUCAUUCCUCCAGGACAUUCAGAUCUUUCUGAAGUUUGCAUAGAGUUCAGCAGAUUGGCUUCAAGCAUUAGUAUCAAAGGCGUGCAUAGUUUGAAGGCCGCUGAAUUUAUUUUAUCAAAGAAUCUAGAUGAGAAUUCAAGCAAAGUGGAAUGUGACUGCUUUAAGAUAGCAUUUGUAAUCUUCUCAUUUGGCCAUGUCCUGAACCCAUGCGCCAAGCACGAUUAUACUAGUGUUGAUUACAGGGCAGCACUUGUUGUCCCGUCAGAGAUUAAUUCGUACAACUGGUGUAGGUUAGUCACAGAAAGUUUGAUGAAAGGCGUCAGAAAGAUCAAAUCCGAUAUCGCCAAUGGCAACAUCACAAUUCACAUAGUUGGAUGUCACCUUCUCCUCCAGGUAAUUGCUUUGGACAAGAUCGAAAAAUCAAGCGGGCACAUUGCACAGAAUAUCCUCCCCCAUGUCAAAGUUUUCGAUCACGAAUCAGUAAAGAAGGCAAUUGACUCAAUUACAUCCCACGAAGGACAAGAAGUUUUUUUGCUGGCACAGAUUGUGAUCUGAAGGAGGUUGUUCAUUCAGAGAAUAUUAUAUCGAAUAUAAAAGUUCACCAUCCCAACCAUGUCACAAACAAGAUAUGUGACCCUUCAUCUUCAAAGGUCCCCCUUCGUGCUGCUAGUAAGAUUAAUUAAGCCACGAAGCACUAUUGGCCCUGUAGAGUUUGCCAACAUAAUGAGACGCAAGUACCCAAACAUGGCAAAUGACCUCGUUGGAAUCAUUCUGAAGGAGCACAAUGCCAGGCUUAUGGCAAACAUCUCCGAGAUACGGCACACCACCCAAAUUGGGAUGCUAAAAUUUCUCGACGAGCUAGGGGCAUGUUUGUCCAGCAGAUGCAUAUGUUGCCAACUUGCCGGUCUUACGACAUGCCGUUUGGUAGAUACCAACACAGCAGGACAAAUAAUUGUCAAUGACCGGCUGGGACAACAGCACGAUCUUUCCGACAGCGAAGGCAGCUCCACUGGGCAUGUACAUCAAGCUCGGAAAAAGGGUAUAUGUACAGAGCAGUGAUAACAUUAUGGACGACACGCACAUCGGCCAAAACAAGAAGCACUAUUAUAACCAACAAGGCACUUAUGUUCAUGACGGCAACCACGACAAUCCAUCCACUCCAGAAAGGGGCAUCGACUCAUCCGCUGACCUAACGAGCCUUGUUUUCUAUCAUGAUGGUCUUUUUUCCAGUAUCGUACUCGCUUACCAAGAUUGCACGGGAGUUUCUUUCUCACAGUUAACAGACACGACCCCACCCGCCAGACAUUUAUCUUGAAAAUCAUUUGUGUCAGACCCAUGGUCUUCGACUCCACCGUCACACACCCCACUGGCUGAUUCAAGCAAAAUCUUUGCAUUCUGCAUCUCUAAUGAUCAGCCUGACAGCAUGUCUAGGACAUGGAUCGAGCACCCCACGCCCAGGCUGUUGUUAGUGCAGGGGUAUAUUUUAUGUGACUAGAUCAUCGGAAAAGAUGCAAUAAGCCAUGAAUGCUUGACUCCCAUUGUUCGUCGAUUAGCACAAAUCCAACACACCAAUUCGAAAGAUGGAGAUUUUGCAAUUUGGUGAAAGUUCGUCGAGCCAGACUUUACGACACUUGCCAUCCGCAACAUAGACCCAACGUUCGCCGUCUUAGUCCAAACAGAACUCCUAAUGGAGAAAUACAUCGACCAGUGCCGAAUGUUCAUUUUCCACACCCCUCUGCAUUAUGGAUGGUGCUGUUAUAUUUUAGAUAUGCUGAGGAAGAGGAUUGUUGUUCUAGAUCCGCAAGCAGGCCCAUUUGGAUUUACAUCCGACAGAGUCAAAUUCCAUGAACAAAUCAGUCAUGCUAUCCAUGGGGCAUUCUUCAAAUGUGUGCAAACUUUAUUCUCAAGUUGGCCAUGCACUUCUGAUGGAUGGACCAGAGAGUUUCCUACUUUGAUGAUAGAAAAAAUUGCAAGUGAGGAGUCCGCCAUCUAUUCGUUAUUCAUGGCAAGGCACUAUGAGGCGAGACACUACGGAACCCGACCACGAAGGAAAACAUAUGUGCCUAUCGCCGAGCCAUCCUCCAAGACGUUCUGAAGCUUGAGGACAGCAAAUCGGACACACCGUACAAGGCAAUGCAGCACAUCAGAGCAACUGUAAACAAUUUGUAGUUUGGUAGACAUCUUCAGAAACCAGAUGAGAAAUGUACCCCCCUAGUCGGCUCAAUAGUUUAUCAAGUCAGAUAGCAGGAGUUUGGUUUGCACAAACAUCCUUAUGUACUGUACCGUAGCAAUUAGUAUCCAGACCAAUAUAAUCUACAGUUUUGCUAAAGCACAUCUAGAUGUGUCAUAAGUAUUGCACAUCUAAGUUCUAUGUCAUUGAUCUUACGUUGA
Molecule: messenger RNA, 8237 nt
Organism: Triticum aestivum (bread wheat)
Lineage: Eukaryota; Viridiplantae; Streptophyta; Magnoliopsida; Poales; Poaceae
Product: protein ROS1C
Exons: 32
Coding region: 282-5069 (1595 amino acids)
Biological process (GO): chromosomal 5-methylcytosine DNA demethylation pathway; base-excision repair
Molecular function (GO): DNA N-glycosylase activity; DNA demethylase activity; 4 iron, 4 sulfur cluster binding
Source: RefSeq, a predicted model, not a curated record